Messenger RNA from Lathyrus oleraceus (garden pea), 372 nucleotides. RefSeq lists its product as uncharacterized. The coding region runs from base 1 to 372 and encodes 123 amino acids. NCBI's taxonomy places the organism in Eukaryota, Viridiplantae, Streptophyta, Magnoliopsida, Fabales, Fabaceae. The transcript has 3 exons. The record is from RefSeq and is a predicted model, not a curated record.
AUGGCGCAAAAGAUGGGAGCAAUGGAGGCACUUUUGAAAAGCAUGUAUAUGCAACAAAAUCCACAUUUAAGUGAAGAGGAAGUAGAUGAUAAGAUGAGAGAAGCUUUGCACAAUGAUAAUAUUCUAACACCACGCUCAUCGACAUCAACAUAUGCUCCUACUCAUCAAAAGAUGGUUAGAAACAAAGAUGAUCCUCAAGAUGAACAAGAUGAUGAUCUUCAAUAUGAUCAAGAUGAUGAUGAUCUUCAAUAUGAUCAAGAUGAUGAUGAUCUUCAAUAUGAUCAAGAUGAUAAUGAUCUUCAAUAUGAUAAUAUUCAAGAUGAUGAUUCUCAUGAACCUCAACACAAUGAAUAUGAUAAAGACCGCCAUUGA